GUUCAGUUUCCGAUCCAUUAAUCUUAUCGUGGGCUAUAGCUCUCCCCUCCACCAUCUAUCGUUGUCGCCGUCGAGUAGCCGGAAUCCAUGGCAGGGUUCAACCAUUGUUGAGGUUGAUCUGUAUAAGCUUCAGUGAAAGAUGCAGUUCUUUGGAGGAUCAGAGAUCAGCCCAUCGCCUCCUCUCCCAACAGCAUCAGGGAACAAUGCCCACAUGCUGUAUGUGUUCAAUAGAAACGGGGUGUGCCUACUUUACAGGGAAUGGAAUCGCCCCCUUAAGACACUAAACCCUCAGCAGGACCAUAAGCUCAUGUUUGGUCUACUCUUCUCUCUGAAAUCCUUAACAGCCAAGAUGGAUCCUACUAGCAUUGAAAAAGGAAAUCUUGGAAUUCCACAAUUACCUGGACAAGGGUGUUCCUUUCACAGUUUUCGCACAAAUACUUACAAACUAAGUUUCAUGGAGAGUCCAUCUGGAAUAAAGAUAAUCCUCGUCACACAUCCAAGGACUGGUGAUUUAAGGGACUCGUUGAAGUACAUUUACAACUUGUAUGUCGAAUAUGUUGUCAAGAAUCCGCUUUAUUCUCCUGGAAGUCCUAUUAAAUCUGAGCUAUUUAACAGUUCUCUAGAUCAGUAUGUCAGAGGUAUCGCAUGACGUAUCAUGAUUUUGUGACCGGACUCAAGAUGAUCUAUCACACUCUGCGCUUGGAUUAUCAGAAUUAUUUCUGUUUUUGGACAACAAAAUACAGUCUGGUUUGGUUUGUUAUUGUGACAUUGCUAAUAUGGUUUACUCCUCGUUGGUAUAAAACCUGAUGGUGAACGUUCAAGCUAAUAUAAUAUUUUUUUACACCGUACGUUUUUUUGCCUGUCAUCAAGUACAUUCACAGAAUCACAGUGGAAGUUGACAUCUUUUAUUCAAUUUUUUUGGAAAGACUUCUAUUCAA
Cuscuta epithymum is the source of this 938-nucleotide messenger RNA. The record is from the annotation of a GenBank genome assembly. Lineage: Eukaryota; Viridiplantae; Streptophyta; Magnoliopsida; Solanales; Convolvulaceae.